Messenger RNA from Engraulis encrasicolus (European anchovy), 2405 nucleotides. It is a transcript of the gene myoz1a, whose product is annotated as myozenin 1a. Gene Ontology annotation, molecular function: actin binding; FATZ binding; telethonin binding. The coding region runs from base 204 to 1166 and encodes 320 amino acids. The record is from RefSeq and is a predicted model, not a curated record. Lineage: Eukaryota; Metazoa; Chordata; Actinopteri; Clupeiformes; Engraulidae. The transcript has 6 exons. Gene Ontology annotation, cellular component: actin cytoskeleton; Z disc.
AAGAUCUGUCCAUCCCCCGCCACUCUCUGGAUAUCACGCUCCCCGCAAUCUGGGUCCAGACACGGGUUAAAGUCACCCCGGGAUUUUAUAAAGCUUUGGUUCAGCUUGUUCUGAAGCUUUGGCUUUUUUGUCCUCCUGGUUGUAACUUAAGAACCUCUGCCUGAGUUUAAGGAUUCCCAGAUCUGGUGUGACUCCAGCCCGACAUGCCUCUCUCCGGAACCCCAGCUCCUCCCAACAAGAGGAAAAAGCCCUCCUCUAGGAUCAUCACCGACCUCUCCCACCUCUCCCAGAAUGAAAACGAGGAGGAUCCGGAUGCGUCCGAGUUUGACCUGGGUACGAAGGUGCGCCAGCCCAGAGAGAUCAUGCUGGAGGAGCUGUCCCUCAUGAAGAACAAGGGCUCACAGAUGUUUAAGCUGCGGCAGGCGCGGUGCGGCAGGCCCGAGUUCAUCUACGAGAACAACCCGAAUGUCUUCACCAGCGAAUCAAUGGACAACCUGCAGCAGUUUGUGCCGGGCAUCGGGGGUGAGAUGGUGGAUGCUGGCGGGUGCUUGGUCAGCGGGCAGAUGGUGGGGUCUGCAGGCCACGGGGGUAGUGCACCCGUGCCCCCACCCAAACCAGGAGCCGGGGGCAAGGGGGCUGGAGCUGGGGGAGCAGGCGGACACGGCGGAGUCGGAGGAGCCGGGCACGGGGGAGCAGGCGGACACGGCGGAGGUGGAGGAGGAAUAAAGGGAAUGGGAGUGGGAGGACUGGGAGUCGGGGGUGAUCACGGUGGCAAAGCAGGUGAGAGUGCAACAGCGCAUGUGAAGAUGUACAUGUCACCAUGGGAGAAGGCCAUGAAGGGCAAUGAGGAUCUGACGGCUACCAUGAAGAUGCACAUGCCCGGCCCUCACAUUCACGUGGAUCUGCCCAAAUACAAAUCUUUCAACAGGAGUGCCAUUCCCUUUGGUGGCUUCGAGAAGGCCUCCAAGCUGCUGACCUUCCAGCUGCCGGAGGCGGAGGAAAAGGAGGAGGUGGAGCAGCCGGUGGUGUACCACCAGGACAUCAGCACACGACCCUCCUUCAACCGCACCCCCAUCGGCUGGCUGAUCAGCGGCGAGGAGCCCAGCACCAUCCCCAUGGAGGCCAUGGACGCCAUUCCCUUCGAAGGGGAGACCGACGAGCUGUGAGGAGAGGGAGGAGGAACGGGAUGAUGGAUGGUCUCGAAGGUCUUGAGUAGUCAUGACACACACACACACACACACACACACACACACACACACACACACACACACACACACACACACACACACACACACACACACACACACACACACACACACACACACAGUGAGGCCACACCUCAGAGAUGUACACACGGCACACAGAAUGCGAAUUGUCUGGCUUUAAUACCCCCACCUCUGCUAUAAACGACUCCAAUCUCUAGUCGGGGCAAGGAUUUCAUAGCAUUCAAUUCAGCUGCACUGAUGUUGCUUACGUAAAAAUUAAAAACUUUAACCCCCCCCCUUUUUUUUUCUCUGAUAAAUCACACUGUAUUGACACACACACUAAGACAACUAACCUGCACUGCGCAAUGCUACCAUGGCAAGUAUUUUGGCUAUUUGACGAUUAUCUGAGGGCUUUAUAGGACAUGAUUAGCUUUCUACAAAAAUGUUUGAUUUGCUCACAUCAAUUUGCUUUUUUUUCCUUACAAAAAGUUACACAUGAGUGAGAGUGGAAAUAGAUUAACACUUGACAUAUCACAAUGAUUUUCUGCCUGUGAUUAUUCACAAGAAUGUCUUAUGGAACCACCCACAAUUACUGAAAUAGAUAGGCCUAACUGUGAGUGGAAGAUGAAUGUUUUUUUUCUUGUUGCGUUUUUGUUAGUUGAGCAUGUUGCACUUUUCAGAGGUGUCAAAAAGAGGAAAUGUAAAAGUAAAUUCAUGUCAUCUCAAUGGUGUAGAUAUUACAUAGCUGUUACACCAUUUACUCCAUUGUACCUAAUGAGGUGGAUAGACUGUGCUGUUACUGAAAAACACUGAAAACCUACAAGAACCCACCGCAAACUUGAUCCAACCAGACUCAGCUGAUCGUAAGACAAGUACACAGGUAUGCUGGUUAUGCUGAUAAGGUAGGCCUACCUUUGUUGGAAGGAAACUGUUUUUAUUUUAUUUUAUUUUAUUUAUUCUUUUACUUUUAGCCUACUUUUGACACCUCUGGCACUUCUGUUGUGGGGAUGGUCACAAUCGUGCUUAUCUAUCUUCUUGUCACAUUCUAUGCCACACGUCAUUUUAAUGCUUUCCAAAAACAGCAGGCCCACAAGUUAAUUACCCUACUCCCGGUAACAUAGAGGCUCUCUGCAGCUGAGCUCUGACAUUUGCCACUUUGCAAGUCCUUUCAGCCAUUUAAUAAACAUGUUCAAAGUGUAA